GAUGACGUUUAUUCUAUCGAUUUGGAAGUCCAUGUAGCGAUAUGUGCUGAUAAAAAGGCACAUAUUCACGCAUUACAACGAUUUAUUUGGCUACUAUUUAUAUUUUAUAAGGUCUAUUUAUCCUGCCACUGCCAGGACUAUUUUUAAGGGACACACUCUUUUCACGCCACUWCGAUACAAAUCAUUUCCCUAGCCGGUUAGGAGAGCAUUUUCGCUAACCCUAACCCUUUUCCUAACAUUAAGCCUAGUGUCUGAACCUGCUACGUUAAUUCUCCUGACAUACUAAGUAAAGUAUUAUAAUUUACUGCGUACGUUCUCCUAACCUGCAACGAAAAAGUUACUUCGGUAUCGAAGUGGGGUGACCAAAGUGUUUCCCGUGUCUUUAAACUGAGAGAACCAUGUCGCUUUACGACGACAUGGGCGUCGGGAGUGCGACCAGUGACACCAAGACCGAGGGCUGGUCCAAGAAUUUUAAGCUACUGCAGUCACAGCUGAAAGUAAAGAAGGCAGCUCUGACUCAGGCUAAGAGUCAGCGGAUGAAGCAGGGUACUGUCCUGGCUCCAGUCAUUGACUUAAAGAGAGGAGGUUCCGCUGAUGACAGACAGAUAAUAGACACACCCCCACACAUUGCAGCAGGACUCAAGGACACAGCACCCAGCGGGUUCUCCUCGGGGGAUGCGCUAAUCCCCCUGGCUGAUGAGUAUGACCCCAUGUUCCCCAACGAUUACGAGAAGGUGGUGAAGAGACACCGCGAGGAGAGGCAGAGGCAGAGAGAGCAGGAACGYCUGAAGGAGAUAGAGGACAGAGAGAAGAAGAGGAAGGACCGACACGAGGGCAGCAGCGCUCCGAGCGGAUUCUCCCGCUUCCCCGCGGCAGAAGGAGAGUCAGAUGAGGAGGAGGAGGACUAUGAGAAGGAGAAGAGGAAAAGGAGUAUGGGUGGAGCAGCKAUCGCCCCACCCUCAUCGCUCGUGGAUAGUAGAGACAGCUCGUCAUACUCCUAUGARGAUGAGAUGCGUCCCUCCCGUGGUUCUAAAGCAGCCAUCCCUCCCCCCAUGUACGAGGACUCCGACCGCCCCCGCUCGCCACCUGGCGGUCCCACCAACUCAUUCCUGGCCAACAUGGGAGGGACCGUGGCCCAUAAGAUCAUGCAGAAGUAUGGCUUCCGGGAGGGCCAGGGGCUGGGCAAACACGAGCAGGGUCUCAGCACGGCCCUGUCUGUAGAGAAGACCAGCAAGAGGGGUGGCAAGAUCAUCAUAGGAGACAACACUGAGAAGAGUAACCCACUUUCUGCCGUCUCACUGCCCUUGGACCCAUCCAAGAAGUCCGAGGCCAACCCCCUCACAGAGAUCCUCAAAUGCCCCACCAAAGUCGUGCUGCUACGGAACAUGGUGGGCAGAGGAGAGGUGGAUGAAGAUUUGGAAGGGGAGACCAAAGAAGAGUGUGAGAAAUACGGCAAGGUCAUCAAGUGUGUCAUCUUUGAGAUUGCACAGGUGACAGAUGAUGAAGCAGUGAGGAUAUUUCUGGAGUUUGAGAGAGUCGAGUCUGCCAUCAAAGCUGUGGUGGAUCUGAACGGGAGGUUCUUUGGUGGUCGGGUGGUAAAAGCCUGCUUCUAUAACCAGGAUAAGUUCAGAGUGUUGGACCUGGGAGAGCAGAUGUGAGACACACACGGUCCAUCCCACCUGAAUUGUUACGACCCGCCUCAUCCAUACUCACAGGGACAGAAGAAAUGCUCUGACACACACACACACACACACACACACAUUGGUAAUCACCAGUAGCUCURUCUGUCUCUAAGUASCCCAAACAUUUAUACUCUCAACAGCAGCACAAUGUGUCUGUAUUUAGUUUAACUUGUAGUUUCUGUUUUGCCAGCAGAAAAAUCCUGUAUGUGAGGUAAUGAACUACUGUCUUGGUUUCUGUGUCCUGAUAUGAACCUGUACAAUUGAAACGUGGAAAUAAAUGUUCCUUUUGUUUAAAAUC
Molecule: messenger RNA, 1980 nt
Organism: Salvelinus sp. IW2-2015
Lineage: Eukaryota; Metazoa; Chordata; Actinopteri; Salmoniformes; Salmonidae
Source: RefSeq, a predicted model, not a curated record